GAUUGAUAUGCAUUUCCGGUAAACGCUGGACCGAACACGCAAACAUAACAUCAUUAACAACAAUUGACUAUGCUACUAUUUUGUAAUCUCUAGCAUUAUGGCGACAGGUGACAUCUCCAAUCUGGCCAUGGAGGAAUGCUCCACACCUGAGUUUGGCCGCAUUAUCAUGGAGGACAUGUAUGAAUCAUACAUGACUGGCCAUUUAUGUGACUUCUCAGUGAAGGUUGAAGGCAAGACCUACAAAAUUCAUAAGAUAGUACUGGCCAGUUGCAGUGAUUAUUUCAAGGCUGUGUUUUCUCAUGACAUGCUGGAGAGUCGGCAGGAAUAUGUGGAGUUAAAGGGACUGACAGAGAAAGGGGUGAAACCACUCAUUAAAUACGCUUACACUGGUUCUGUAGUUCUCACGCUAGACAACAUCCAGGAUGUUAUAUGUGCUGCCACAUUUCUACAGAUGACAACUGCUGUGGACCUUUGUAUAGAAUAUCUAAAAAAGAAGAUGACAUUUGACAAUGCAGAAGAGCUACUGGGUAUAGGUGAAAUACUUUCUAUACCUACAUUGAAAGUUUAUUAUAGAGAAUACAUCUUAGAAAAUUUCCUUCAGUUUUCAGAAACUGAUUCUUUUUUGAAAUUGGACCCUGAUACACUGGUUGACUAUCUCCUUGACGACCACCUACGGACCACUACCGAGCUGCAGCUAUUGAAAGCUGCCCUCCGGUGGUACGAGCAUGAUCCUAAAGCUCGGGAAAGUAAAGCCUUCGAUGUUUUAGACAAAAUUCGGUAUGUAGUGGAUGGUUGGCCAGCAAUAGAAUAUGCAAUGAAGAAUGAGCCCUUCAGGUCAAAUAAAAAAUGUAGAGAUAUUGUAAAAUUCUGUACUGAAUAUAUGGUGAAUGCUACCAAGAGAUAUACAUACUAUGACCACCGGACACGUGUAAGAUUUGAAACAAAAACACUGGUGCAGUUUGGAGGAGUGACUAUAUUUGAUUUGUACGAGGAUAAUGAUAUGCAGCCAGAUGAUUUCGGUGAUCGGUUGGGCUGGGAGAGAAACCACUUUUAUCACACUGACUUAAAACACUGGUUCCCACUGGGAUGUGUACGUGUGAUGGAAGCCAUGUCCCAUCUCACUGUCACCGAGGUCAAUGACUGCAGCAUCCUUUGUGGGGGGUAUGUGUACGACACAGAUGAGGAUUUAGUCUCCCGAAGUGCCACACGACAAGUACGUAUGUUCACACCUAGUCACCUCAGCAUCUGGGACAUGGAAAGCAUGAAGCAUGAAAGAGCACAGCAUGCUGCUGUCUAUCUUCCGGGGAACAUCUAUGUGAUAGGAGGCAAAGAUAACAAGCAGCCACUGGCCUCUGUGGAGAAGCAUGAAUGUGAGGAAGAAGUAUGGUACUACGUAAAGCCUCUCCCUAAACCGCUGUAUGACCACGCCGCGGCUGUAGCUGAUGGAAAGAUCUAUGUGACGGGAGGUGUAGAGGUCACGCCCACCAAUAAGAUGUGGUGUUUUGAUCCUUCACUCAAUAAGUGGCACAAAAAGGCUUCUUUGUUGCAAGCACGUGCCGGACAUGGUAUGGUCAGUCUAAAUGGUGUCCUGUAUGUAUGUGGAGGGUACAAAGAGGUAGGGUAUGACACUCCCAUCACUGUUUCAUGCCUGGACACGAUGGAGUCGUACAGCCUACAGACAAGACAGUGGACCAGUCUCGCUCCGAUGCCAAUUAGUGCAUUUCAUGUCGGCAUAGUUGUGUUAAAUGAAAAGAUCCUGGUGGCUGGAGGUGAGACGUUAGGAGGGGACUUGAUAUCUAACAUUCAGCAGUAUGACCCCCAGCAGAACCACUGGACACAGUAUGGGCGACUGGAGAGACAACUAAAAGGGCUAGGCCUCUGUGCAGUGACGGUCAAGUUUGCCAAGAAGGGACCAGGUGAUGACUAUGUAAAGGCCUUCACUGAGACGGAAGCGGCAUCCAAUGUAUGUAUGGUAGACGCAGGCCAUACAGAGGACUCUGACGACACUGACGACUCCGAAUUCUUUCUCCUAUGAUUACAUGCAAUACUUACAUACCUCCAACGCUCUAUCUCCACUGGAAUGAAAGCCGGAAUUUUACAUGAGCUGGAAGCUUCUGAAUCUGAAGAGUGGACCGGCAACUUGUUAGGCUUAAGAGGAGCUUAUAAGAAAGUCAUUACAAGAAAAGACUUGUGUUAAAUGGGUAAAUAAAAACAGGAUGAUGAAGAUGAAAAAUAAUGAGUGUUACAGAUAUUUGAUUGUGUAUGUGUGUUGUGUCUUGUUAACAUCAGUACAAAGGCUGUGUAAACUGGAGAGAUUAACUCAUAGUUAUUUCUGAAUUUAUUAUGAAUGUCAAUCACAUUGAAAAUGAUGAAAUGGUGUAAUUGCUAAAUAAUGUAUGGAGUUUUUGUAGUUAAUAUUAUUACCACAAUUUAUUCAUUGAGUGAAUUCGAUUAUGUAAACCUAUGUUCAUUUUAAAUGUAAAAGGUAUUUCUGAUUAUAUAAUGUAACAGGUAAAAAGACUGAUUAAUUUUAGAAGCAAACAAAAUUUUGAAAAGGGAAUCGGAAUGUUAAUGUGGUGUAAACAAUAUUUCUUGUCUGCAUUUUAUUUUCGACAUUGUAACAAAAACAUGACACAAAGGGGAGGUAAUUAUAUAAAUAUGCCACUUGUAUUCAUCACUUUUAUUCAUCACAGCUCUAAUAUUGUUACCAGAUGGCCUAGAUUUGUUUGUUUGUGGAAGAAUAAGUGGUCUGACUGUGUAUCUUGAAUAUAAAGACAAGGCUUACAUUUACUGAUACUAUCAGAUAGGUUUGUACUGAUUACCUCCCCUAAUUUGAAUUUUUUUUUUUAAUUCAAGGGUAUUCUGACAUAAACACCAUUGAAUCUGACUCUAUGUUGUCUUAGGUUGAAGCUGCUAAUAGCCAGCUAGAGGCAUGACCAUAUUGAUAACAAUGUUGUUUUUAACUAAAAUGAAAUUCCUCUUGACUAGGAAUUUGUUCUUGUUGACAAAUAACCCUAUUGUUGAGCUACAAAUUUUUACUGUAUGCAAACUAGAGUUUUGUUGAUAUUGGCGGUGAUAUUAAUUAUUAUACUCUCAAGGUCCAUCCGAUGUGUUCUUUUUUAAAAAUGAGCCAGUAUAUCAAAAUGAAGCAUAAUAAUGAAAUCAGGUACAUGUACAGGUAAAUCAGUUCAGUUUCUCAAGAAGUGUAAAAAUUAUUGAUAAUUUCUUUUGAGAUCUCAUUUGUUGUCAGUGUGUUGAUACCCUGGGGCCUGUUCAUUUUUGCGGUUGCUUGGUCAAUUUUCAAUUGUAACAUUUCAGACAUAAAUCUUGACAGACCUGUAGACAUUAAUAUAGGCCUUGAAAGUCUUUGUCAAAGCCCGUCCAAAAGGAACAUAAUAUUUCAUAAAUGCCCAACUCUGCUCCAGCCGGUCCAACCAUUUGUACCACGAUAAACAUAAACAGCCCUUGAUAAGAUGGUGAAGAUAGUCCAUUGAAUGGUUAUACACAGAACUAUAAAGUAGAUAUAGUGUGGAGCGUUUUAUAGUUGGUAAUGCUACAUACACAUCAAAGUUUAUGAAUAAGGAUUCUUAUCGAUUCAUCUAAUGCUGUGUAAAGUUUUCGCUGUAUGUGUUGAAAUCAUAUUAUCAAUGUCGUACACACUAAAUAUGAUUAUUGUAAUACCCACAAGCCUUCUAUUACCCAAGAGAUUAAUGAGUUGACUCACAUAAUUAUCUGUAAUAUACUAUAGGAAGAUCUAUAGUGUAAAAUCCCUAAUAAAAGAUGUUCUAUACACAAUGAUUACCUUACAUUGUAUUUUAAAAUCAUAUUUAUUUUAUAGCAAUUAUAAACUAUGUUUUAUCAUCUUCCGUUCAUCACUCUUGUUGUCGUAAUGUGGGAGGAAACUGGAGUACCCAGACACCGUACCUUUUAACGUCCAAUCAGAAUCAAACUCUGACUGUGUUGGCUUCAGGGCUAACUCUUUCUGUAUAUCAGUGUAAUAAUGUGUUUAUGAGAGAUAUGAUAUAGUGCACAUGCUACUAAUUGACACAG
Messenger RNA from Pecten maximus, 4050 nucleotides. RefSeq names its product kelch-like protein 26. NCBI's taxonomy places the organism in Eukaryota, Metazoa, Mollusca, Bivalvia, Pectinida, Pectinidae. The transcript has 10 exons. Gene Ontology annotation, molecular function: protein binding. The coding region runs from base 98 to 2035 and encodes 645 amino acids. The record is from RefSeq and is a predicted model, not a curated record.